Microcebus murinus (gray mouse lemur) is the source of this 2848-nucleotide messenger RNA. The record is from RefSeq and is a predicted model, not a curated record. Lineage: Eukaryota; Metazoa; Chordata; Mammalia; Primates; Cheirogaleidae.
UGCCAGAGGUGCCUGGAAUAACACUCACUGCAGGCAGCAUGAGACAUUCUGUGCCAGCCUCUCUGUCCUGCUGGCAAAGACCGUAGCUCUCCAGGUAGGAGGGUCCUGGGGACAGCAAGUGCUGGGAGCCUCACUCAAGGGAGAAUGGGGCCACGUGUGAACUCUCUACAGUGAACACGAUUUUCAGCUUAUGAAGGAAUUUUAAGUAAAAUAAUUAAUAAAAUAAUUUAAUAUCCACAUAUUCAAGUUCAAAAGCCUUCUAUGUGAAGUGCCAGCAGUCACCCCCUCCACAGGAGUAAUUAGGACUUUUUUGGCACCAAGUCGAACUCUUCUCGGUACUUCUGGCAGUGACAGAGCUGUAAGACAGAUUUAUCUGCUAAGUGCUCUUGGGCAAGGAAAAAAGUGUAACCUCUGGAAGCAGCAUCAGGACAGCAGAGCGGAGGCCGUCCCCGCUGCCCACUUGUACAGGAACCCGGCCUGGCCUUGGAUGCUUUCACUGAAGAUCUGUUCUGCCUCGUUCGCCACCCAAGUCCAUCUGUUUCGGGGAGACCUGCCAUUUUGGAUGCCCCUCAUGGUCCUUUUCGCCAGUCAUUCUCCUCCCAAGCCUUCUGUUCGGGCACGUGAAUGAUGUGAGCCUUGGAAUGGAGUUUGCUACCUCUCGGGGACCCGCUUCCUUGCCCAGGCUGGCGCUGCCGGAAAGGCCCGUCUGAGGGCUGUGGUUUGUUCUCGAGACGGAGGGCACUGGCCUUGGCUGAGUCGUCCACCAUGUUCCUGCUGCUGCCUUUUGAUAGCCUGAUUGUCAACCUCCUGGGCAUCUCCCUGACUGUCCUCUUCACCCUGCUUCUCGUUUUCAUCAUAGUCCCAGCCAUUUUUGGCGUCUCCUUUGGUAUCCGAAAGCUCUACAUGAAAACUUUGUUGAAAAUCUUUGCGUGGGCCACCUUGAGAAUGGAGAGGGGCGCCAAGGAGAAGAACCACCAGCUGUACAAGCCCUACACCAACGGAAUCAUUGCGAAAGAUCCCACUUCACUAGAAGAAGAGAUCAAAGAAAUUCGUCGAAGUGGCAGUAGUAAGGCUCUGGAUAACACUCCAGAGUUUGAGCUCUCCGACAUUUUCUACUUCUGCCGGAAAGGAAUGGAGACCAUUAUGGAUGACGAGGUGACAAAGAGAUUUUCAGCAGAGGAGUUGGAGUCCUGGAACCUGCUGAGCAGAACCAAUUACAACUUCCAGUACAUCAGCCUCCGGCUCACUGUCCUGUGGGGCUUGGGCGUGCUCAUUCGGUACUGCUUCCUCCUGCCUCUCAGGAUAGCUCUCGCGUUCACGGGUAUCAGCCUUCUGGUGGUGGGCACAACCGUGGUGGGAUACUUGCCAAACGGGAGGUUUAAGGAGUUCCUGAGUAAACAUGUCCACUUAAUGUGCUACCGGAUCUGUGUGCGAGCACUGACAGCCAUCAUUACCUACCACGACAGGGAAAACAGACCAAGAAACGGCGGCAUCUGUGUGGCCAAUCACACCUCUCCUAUUGACGUGAUCAUUUUGGCUAGUGACGGCUAUUACGCCAUGGUGGGCCAGGUGCACGGUGGACUAAUGGGCGUGAUCCAGAGAGCCAUGGUGAAGGCCUGCCCACACGUCUGGUUCGAGCGCUCCGAGGUGAAGGACCGCCACCUGGUGGCCAAGAGACUGACUGAACACGUGCGAGAUAAAAGCAAGCUGCCUAUCCUCAUCUUCCCAGAAGGAACCUGCAUCAAUAAUACAUCGGUGAUGAUGUUCAAAAAGGGAAGUUUUGAAAUUGGAGCCACGGUUUACCCUGUUGCUAUCAAGUACGACCCUCAGUUCGGAGACGCCUUCUGGAACAGCAGCAAAUACGGGAUGGUGACGUACCUGCUGAGGAUGAUGACCAGCUGGGCCAUCGUCUGCAGCGUCUGGUACCUGCCCCCCAUGACCCGAGAGGCAGAUGAGGACGCCGUGCAGUUUGCAAACAGGGUGAAGUCCGCCAUCGCCAGGCAGGGAGGCCUCGUGGACCUGCUGUGGGACGGCGGCCUGAAGAGGGAGAAGGUGAAGGACACGUUCAAAGAGGAGCAGCAGAAGCUGUACAGCAAGAUGAUCGUCGGGAACCAUGAGGACCGGAGCCGCUCCUGAGCGCCCGGAGCCCGCGGGGCCGGCCCGCCGCCGCCCCACUGCCGCCCUUCCACCUCGGCCCUCCGCAGCUCUGCGCCCCCGCACGCGGCGCCCAGGGCGGUGCCUUCCUGUCUCCUUGGCGGUGUCGUGGGAGGAACCCGUGGAAUCCGCUCCAGCCGCGUUCUCGCGUGAGGGCGGCCGGACGCUGGUCUGUGGCGAGUGCCCGUGUGCCGGGGCCUCGCCGGGGCGCCUGCCCCUGAGCAAGCUCUGCGCCCUCGGCCUCGCCCCCGCCCGCGCGGAGCUCCGAAGACCUGUGCAGAGAACAGUGCUGUCCGCAGGGCUUUCGACAAAAUGGAGUUGUUAGUUUUGUUCCACUGCCCGUGGAGGGUCCCCGAGGGGUGGGGGAGGCCGGGUGGGCCACUGAGUGUUGUGGUGAGACCCGAGAGUCAUUUCUGUGUUCAGACUCCAGGGCCGAGUCUGAAUUCCCCAUGUGACUUGCUCUUUGUUUAACGUGUGCCUCAGUUUCCCCGUCUGUGACAUGGGUCAGGAGGGGAAGGGUGGCGACGCCUACCUCACAGGGUUGUUGUGGGGAUUACCGUGCUGCUGUGAGAGAAGGACACGUGCUGUUCAGUGUUACAGGUACGGGCCACGCACGUGGCAGGACGGGCUGAGCUCAGCCGCCACACGGCGCUGGGUUUGCUUUUGUGAGUAAAUAAAGUGGAUGGUGAAUGGA